UCUGGUAUUCUUCACUGCCGAGUAUAGCUUCUUCCUCUCUCCUAUCGUUUCACCCUAAUCUCCUGCAGAAUCGCAACCGUUUUUCUUCAAAAGAGAGAGAGGGGAGAGAGAAAGAGAAGCAGCCGCAAAAAUGGAGUCAGCGGGAGCAAGAGGUUUGAGCCAGAAGGAGCAGGACAUCCAGAUGAUGCUUGCCGCCGAUGUUCACCUCGGCACCAAAAAUUGCGACUUUCAGAUGGAGCGUUACACCCACAAACGUCGCUCCGACGGUAUUUACAUCAUAAAUCUGGGAAAGACAUGGGAAAAGCUUCAAAUGGCUGCUAGGGUUAUUGUUGCUAUUGAGAGCCCUCAGGACAUUAUUGUUCAGUCAGCUAGACCAUACGGUCAGAGAGCUGUGCUGAAGUUUGCUCAGUACACUGGAGCCCAUGCUAUUGCAGGUAGACAUACUCCUGGAACCUUCACCAAUCAGCUUCAGACUAGUUUCUGUGAGCCUCGUCUGCUCAUUUUGACUGAUCCACGUACUGAUCAUCAGCCUAUCAAAGAAGGUGCUCUUGGGAAUAUCCCUACCAUUGCUUUCUGUGACACUGAUUCCCCAAUGAGAUAUGUUGACAUUGCCAUCCCCGCUAACAACAAAGGAAGGCACAGCAUUGGUUGUUUGUUUUGGCUACUGGCUAGAAUGGUUCUCCAAAUGCGUGGAUCCAUUCGCAUGGGACAGAAAUGGGAUGUGAUGGUGGACUUGUUCUUCUACAGAGAGCCAGAAGAGCCAAAAGAAACAGAUGAGGAAGAAGCUGUUGUUGCUGACUAUGGUGACUACGGUGGUGGUGCUGCUCUUCUCGGAGACACGUGGGCCUCUGCUCCACUUAUAGAAGGAGUUGCUUCAGGUGCUCCAAUUCCUGCAGUUUCUGACGUUGAGUGGACAACUGCUCCAGCCCCAGUUGCAGCAGUAGCAGCAGUUCCAGAAGCUUCGAUUUCUGAAGGUUGGGAAGAGGUUGCUGCUCCACCCGCUACUGGAUGGCAAUGAGCGAAUACUUCAGAGGACCUUGUCCCUUUGAAGCAAUCUUGAAAUUUUGCCGUUGAAUUUUAAGCUUACACACUUUGAUACAUUUCUAGUUGUAGACUGUCGAGUAAUGUGACCAGCAAUUGUAAUCCAAUCAGUGUUUUUUUUGUUCUAAUGGGGUACUUAUCUAUAUUAAGACAUGGGUUUUGAGAGAAGCUGAAAGUUUAUUUAA
Spinacia oleracea (spinach) is the source of this 1226-nucleotide messenger RNA. RefSeq names its product 40S ribosomal protein Sa-2. The transcript is spliced from 5 exons. The record is from RefSeq and is a predicted model, not a curated record. Gene Ontology annotation, cellular component: ribosome; small ribosomal subunit. Gene Ontology annotation, biological process: translation. Gene Ontology annotation, molecular function: structural constituent of ribosome. The coding region runs from base 131 to 1018 and encodes 295 amino acids. Lineage: Eukaryota; Viridiplantae; Streptophyta; Magnoliopsida; Caryophyllales; Amaranthaceae.